Varroa destructor (honeybee mite) is the source of this 434-nucleotide messenger RNA. RefSeq lists its product as uncharacterized. The record is from RefSeq and is a predicted model, not a curated record. NCBI's taxonomy places the organism in Eukaryota, Metazoa, Arthropoda, Arachnida, Mesostigmata, Varroidae.
UUUUUUUCGUAAAACAAGGGCGGAAUGGAAAUUCCACGACGUUCAUUUGUGUUGAGCGAAAAUAAGGGUAAAGAACGAAGAGCUUUUGGAUUGCAUAGCGGCCACAUCAUUGAAGAUACACGUGCGAUAUGGGAUGUGGAAAACGAAUCAGGAUCAAAUACAUAUUUUGUUUACUUCCCAACCAGAGCUGCGUACAACGUUUAUAUCUGGCUUAAUACCCAGUUGCGUCACGACACCGAUGGUGACUCACGGGUACUUGUCACUCCCACGAAAGGCGAAGCAGCCGUAUGUCAAGGAUGCAUCUUACUACAAGAUGCGUUCGUGGAAGACUCACAUUGCAAUCCAAGCCUCGUCGAGCGUAGCUGUUUUAGACGAAAUGAACUCACUCGCUCAGAAGAAGGCCAGCUCCGUACGACAGUCUAGAAUGAGAUAUC